This is a messenger RNA of Orbicella faveolata, 3753 nucleotides long. RefSeq lists its product as uncharacterized. Lineage: Eukaryota; Metazoa; Cnidaria; Anthozoa; Scleractinia; Merulinidae. Gene Ontology annotation, molecular function: cytokine binding; cytokine receptor activity. Gene Ontology annotation, cellular component: signaling receptor complex; external side of plasma membrane. Gene Ontology annotation, biological process: cytokine-mediated signaling pathway. The record is from RefSeq and is a predicted model, not a curated record.
GCGUUUUAUUGUCUGCUCAAGUUACAAGCGCACGCCUUCUCAGCUUUGUAUUCUUAUAGGGGAAGUUGUACUCCUAACAGGAACUGAGUUGAAACCAACCCUGGACUUUGUGUGGAUUUGUGGUUUCUCGAUUUUUCCCAACAACCUGAAGUGUACAGCAGAUAUCACAGAUCAGUUUGAAGGAAGCGCGAAGCAAGACUAUCGACAUGUUUGAAGUUGGGAGACGUUUCGUGGCAAUAUAUCUGACCUGUGGUAUGAUAAGCUUGGCAAGAUUUAGCUCGGCCUCUAACAGUAAACCAACAGACCUUCGAGUCGCAAGUGUUCGCGACCUUAAGAUCAUGCUGAAAUGGAAGAGACCGCUGACUACUGCUGGCGCACCAGACAGUUCAGUUCUGUCAUAUAUGGUGUCCUACCAGGUUGUUGGGAGCGGCCCCGGAAGACGGGUGCCCGCGACAUCAGAGAGCGCUGAACUUGACUUACAAGAUAACAAACAGUAUAACAUUUACGUUAAAGCCGUUAGACCAAACCAAAGCACUUGGUCGGAUGUCUUUGGAUUACAUACUAACACUUUGGUUCCUGCGAAACCCAUCAAUCUCCGUGUGUCCAGUGUGAACCGUUUGAGAAUCACCGUCGUCUGGAACAGUCCAUCAGUUACUAAGACUGGGAUAACAGAUACAUCGAGAUUAAACUACUAUGUUCGUUUCAAGAACGUAGAAAGCAAAGCGACAAGACAAAUACAAAGUUCUACAGAAAAAGCUUCUUUUACUCUUAAGGCAAACACAAGAUAUGAGAUACAGGUCAAAAGCUAUAAAGUGUUCAAUGACCGUGUGGCUGGUUCGUGGUCGGACUCGUUGACAAUCAAAACAAAUGAAUCAGUCCCAACUAAACCACCAACCAACGUCAAAGUCGUCUCCAGUACUCUCUCUUCCAUAAAGGUUUCAUGGGGCCCAAUCCCUAAAGAUGAUCGUAAUGGUGUCAUUCUGGGCUAUGUUGUGUUCUAUCGUGAAGGUACUUCUGGGUCAUGGUCUGAAAUCGAUGCGAGCCUGGUCUAUACUCAAAACCUGACUGGUCUGACAAGCGGAAAAUUGUAUUCCGUCAAAGUAGCAGGAUAUACCAAGAUGGGACGAGGAACCAGAUCCGGUUCAAAAAGUAUUAUUCUUGGAGGCCAGUUUAUCACUACUACAAGAAAGGUUACUACACAAAAGCCACCAACAGUUUCUGAAAAGCCACACAGCACCUCUCGAACAGCGAGCGUAAAGACAAUUGGCACAGUAGAGAGUGUGUCCACUGAAGCCCCUGGUAAUACAACAGAUGUCUUGCCCACAGAUCCUUACGCUAAAACAUCGACUCGUUCACCGGGUGAAACAGCUAUCAGGCGAUCAUCUGUUCCUUCAGUGUCUUCUAUGCCGGGUGAUCUCUCUCGUCAAUCCACGCCAGAAGCUGAUUCGGAUGGUACAGCUCACGAAGUAACCAAAGAGAACUCUUUGAAAAAGAUUCUACUGAUAGGAGUUCCGGUAGCCUGCGCAUUCCUCUUGUUAAUUAUAUUAAUAGUCUUCAUCGGGCGUUCCCGCAAGAGAAAACAAUUGCAUCAAAACGGUGAGGUUACGAAGUCGAAACGUCGAAAGAGGUCGAAAGACGUUGUUACACGGGGUGCCUUCAGCGUGAGAUAUGAAACCCCCUCGGGAAACACUACGCUGGGCAGCGACUCCAUGACUGAGGGGCUCUUACAGACGGCGGACGAACCGGAUCAACCUGUUAUCGUUGUACAAGAGGCAAAUGGCUCCCUACCAAGGGCGGAGGCAGAAGAUGUCCCUUUGAUAACAGCUGGUGAUUCUGACAAAUGCGAUCAUUUGAGAGUUGAUUUGAGCGCGGAGCAAAAACAACUUGAAGAAGGACGCGCUUCAGGAUUGUACGAAAGUAUUGGGUCUCUUGGAAAAGCUGGGUGCUCCAAUGAAACGAGACGCGACGACGGAAAGAGUGACGACGAAGAGCGUUAUGUCACGCAAGAACAAAUCGAUGCCACGCGUGACAAAGCUUCGUCACAGACCCAGGCUGAUUACAAAACUCCCAACGGUCACUAUAAAACGCCCAAGGCAGAAGUUCAUUAUAAAACGCCCAAGACAAGGGUUGCCAAGGAUGUUCCUGAUUACCAGAACGUCGCAGAUAAGGAACACGUCUACGAGACCCUCGGUUUGAAGCACCCAGGGGAUCCUGUGUAUGAGAAUACCAGAGCUUCAUCCGACAAUGCUGACAGGGGCGAGCAGAAUGAAUCAAGUCCCAUUCACACAGAGAAUAACACGUUUAUUAUUUGGUCAUUUUCAGGUGAAGAAAUAACCAAAGGGAACAAGAUUUUACUGAUAGGAGUUCCGCUGGCCUGCGCAUUCCUCUUGUUAAUUAUAUUGAUAGUGUUCAUCGGGCGUUCCCGCAAGAGAAAACAAUUGCAUCAAAACGGUGAGGUUACGAAGUCGAAACGUAGAAAGAGGUCGAAAGACAUUGUUACAUGGGGGGCCUUCAGCGUGAGAUAUGAAACCCCCUCGGGAAACACUACGCUGGGCAGCGACUCCAUGACUGAGGGGCUAUUGCAGACGGCGGACGAACCGGAUCAACCUGUUAUCGCUGUACAAGAGGCAAAUGGCUUCCUACCAAGGGCGGAGGCAGAAGAUGUCCCUUUGAUAACAGCUGGUGAUUCUGACAAAUGCGAUCAUUUGAGAGUUGAUUUGAGCGCGGAGCAAAAACAACUUGAAGAAGGACGCGCUUCAGGAUUGUACGAAAGUAUUGGGUCUCUUGGAAAAGCUGGGUGCUCCAAUGAAACGAGACGCGACGACGGAAAGAGUGACGACGAAGAGCGUUAUGUCACGCAAGAACAAAUCGAUGCCACGCGUGACAAAGCUUCGUCACAGACCCAGGCUGAUUACAAAACUCCCAACGGUCACUAUAAAACGCCCAAGGCAGAAGUUCAUUAUAAAACGCCCAAGACAAGGGUUGCCAAGGAUGUUCCUGAUUACCAGAACGUCGCAGAUAAGGAACACGUCUACGAGACCCUCGGUUUGAAGCACCCAGAGGAUCCUGUGUAUGAGAAUACCAGAGCUUCAUCCGACAAUGCUGACAGGGGCGAGCAGAAUGAAUCAAGUCCCAUUUAAAUUACAAACUUUUUAAACACACGACGCUUGAAUCCUUUAAUACGGUCAUUUGGAGGAUCAUUUACGAAUCGGAAUUCCUGUCGUCUAGUCCACCGCCGGAUCAGAGUAGCACAAUAUCAAAGCUAGCCUGAGAAAAGGCUCCCGGCGAGGGUGGAAAGAAAACAUAGAGCGAACGAAGCGCUUCGCUCGCCGAAAGUCUUUUGUUUUUUUCGCCCUCAUCGGCUCGCGUCGGUCGCCUAAUUUUUUUUCUGACCUUGCCAGGAACCUAGCUGGAGCCUGUUCGCAGGCUAAGGCACAACCAAGUCGUCUUCGGAACAGGUCUUCCGUAAAAUAAGCCAAGUUGUUACAUUAAGUCGGAAAAAAAUGAAUAGAAUUGUUCCCUUUAAGUCGGGAUGACUCGUAAGCCUCGAAUUAGAUUUCGCGGGAAAUUUUGUCCAUUGGAGGCUGGGGAAACCACUGCAAAUACAGAGGUACAUAUUUUUGUAAACAAAUUAAGAUUUAAUGUUCAAAAAGUAAAAGAGUAUUGUUACAGGCCGGCGAGAAUAUUUUUUGAGUAAAGUUUUUUAACUGAAUUGAGAGGAUAAAGUUUCAUCGUGCUGAAUCUGGGCAUUAA